This is a messenger RNA of Trichobilharzia szidati, 2517 nucleotides long. The record is from the annotation of a GenBank genome assembly. NCBI's taxonomy places the organism in Eukaryota, Metazoa, Platyhelminthes, Trematoda, Strigeidida, Schistosomatidae.
AUGGACAUUCCACUUAAGUGCAGUAGUGAAGAACCAGGAGUUCUGAAAGAGAUUGACUGCUACAUAUCACCGGCUAUGCAGAGGCAAAUUUUGUUGCUUUUGUAUAAAAAUCGUGAAAGCUACCAAACUUUGGACUCCGAGUCAAUAAAAGAGGCUCGAAUCAAGCCAAACCUAGAUCUCAUUGAACUUAAUAUUAGGGAUGGUCGAAGCUGUUAUGUUGAAUCCACUGGUGAACAGACUGAUACGUAUCUCCUGCGUUCCAACACUGUGACAUUCCCAAGGACACUUUUGGGGUAUUUCGUUAAUGAUGAGUGCCACUUCGUACCACUUAACCGAGAUGUUUUGGUUUUGGACACAUUGAAAGAGAAUGCAAAAGUGGAUAGGUUUAACCAAAGUACUGACGCGUCAACAUCAGACACUGUGGGACCUUCAGCAUUUGUGUCUGCUCGCCUCAGAACUGCUGACGCAAAUGCUCUCCGUGGUCCCAUGGCAAGUCGUCGAAAACCUGCAGAUAGUGACCCUGAUGUUAUAUUCUUGAGACAACAGACCCAAGCCCCGUGGCGUCCAGUGCGAUAUAAACGUUAUGUACCUAGUGAAGCUUUUGAAAGGCGUAUCCCACUACUUUACCCAAAUGAUGAUAUGGAACAUUCUCGUAAUCAUGCAAUAGGUCCAAGUCAAGAAGAGUAUGUUAACAGUUUGUUAGCUUCAGUAACACCCAAUAUUGUGGAUCGAAGUCGUCUGGAGCCUGUGAAACCACCUACGUUAGAGGAACUUAUUCAGUCAAUAAUGGUAAAAGCCCAGCUUAUACGUUUCAAUAAACUGGUUAUGUGCGUGAGGGAGCGAUUCAAAGACCCACAUUCUGUUACUGGUGCCAGCGUCUUACAGCAUUUACCAAAGAUCGCUAUAUUACUUCGUGGUUGGUGGGUUGCAAAAAGUGAAAUUCUGUACCCACCGAAUUCGUACAGUGAACACAGUGGUGUACCGAGUGCGUUACUGAUCCGUGCACGUGAUUAUAUCAUGGCUGUGUUUCAUCGUGGAGAACAUUUAACCCGUAAAACCAUAUCAUGCAUGACUAAGCUGCCUACUGUUGAAGCCACUGAGAUGCUGAAAUCCUUGGCCUGUAAAAUGUCGACCCCUCAAAAAGGCUGUGCAAACCAUUGGGAAUUUCAUCCUACAGACUAUGAUUUCAUAAAAAAACAUCCAGAUAUUGUGCAACAACAGCAGGCUGCCUGGGAAAUUCGUAUCCGUCAAUUGUGCACUCAAUUAAAACUGGAGCAACUUGUGUCAGAUGGUACCCGACGUAAAAGUAACUCUGGAAGACGUACCUCUGAAAGUGGUUCCGAAUCCGAAGGUGGCUUUCAGUCACUUGUUUCAGGUGUUCAUGUUUCUUCACCUGGAAAACACGCGAAUAAUCGGAAGCGUAUUCGUCAGAUGAGUGUAUGUCAAACAACUGAUACUGAGAAGAGUGUUACUUCACCACAACCACCCAGCCGGAAGCGUAUACGUACUCAGAGUCUUUCAUCUGGUUAUUCUUCUACUUCGUUAUCACCCCCAUCUAAACUUCCGCGUGCUUAUACGCAUGUUUUGUCUCCUGAAUUUUGUGCACCCACCUGCCCUCCACGUAUAAAGUCACCUUCUCCGAAUCGAAAGGUGUGUGAAAUUCCUCCUUCGAAUACUCCUGAAAGUUGUGCUUCUGACAAUCUAUCACCUACAAAGGAAUUUAAUAAACAGAAUCAAGAAGUAACCUUCAAGCCUGAACCUAGUAGUCCUCGGUCUUCUCCUCCCCCAACUCCUACAGCAGAAUUUGGCAAUGGUAAGGUUAAACUUUCACCACCAUCACAAAAUUUAUCACCAGAAGCAGAUGAAAAUCCCGGUUGUACAGAAUUCCUCAAUGAAAAUAACUCUAUUAACAAUAAUACUGAUAUACCUUCUACGCCAUCAAGCUCUGUCAACGUUAAUAACAUCGAGAAUGGCAGUGAUAGUGAAAUACCGGAGGCACUGAAGAAUAAUUCAGUUAAUCUUGUAAAAAAUAUUUUAAAUACUCAACCGAUUGUGGCAUUGUCUGAAUUGACAAAAAUUUACCAGCAACAAUUGGGAAAUUUCGAUGCGAAUUCCUAUUCUUCUCUCUGGAAAAAUAAUCCACCGCCACCAGGUUCUGAAAGUGAACGUGAAAUGUUGAAAACACAUCUUUUAGAAGCCUUAAAAUUAGUUGGCGCUCGUCGACUAGUGGUUCGUUGGCCAACAGUACCUACUGCUUUGGAAGAGGAACCGUUGUUUGUAACACAAGUAGCUGGUCAAGAAUGCGGUGCUGUUAAUGAAUCGAUUGCACAGUUCCGAGAUGCAAUACUGGAUUUGUAUGAAUCGUUGCCGAGUUUUAAGAUGAGAGAUUUACAAGAUAAAUGUGAUGUAUUUCCUCCCAAAGGAAUGUCUGAAAAAGCAAUGCGCGCAUUCAUAAAGCAAUUCUGUAUAUUCAGACAUGGAAGAUAUUUCCUACGUUGUACUAUCUCAUGUGAUUAA